CGAAGCGCAUCAACCUUAAUAAUCAUUUUUGUUCUUUUAUUUAACAAAACCGUAACGACAGUUGUUCCACAAUCAAAUUGGUUCGCACUGUUAUCUUUCUGUAAAUGUUAAGAAUUUGGGUGCCCACAGCGUGUAUGUAAGGUGUGUGGGUGUGCACAUCAUUUAACCGCAAAAAUAUUAUCAAAUAAAUGGCACCGCCAAGAACCAACAACCGGCCUGUGACCCGACGUAAAAAGCCAAGCAACCUGUUGCUAUUGCUAAAGGAGAAAUAUGUCAAUUGGAACUUUAUCAAAUACCUGGCAUUCGAGCCGGCUGCGCUGCCCAUUGUUUCGGUACUGAUUGUUUUGGCCGAGGCGGCUAUCAACGUGCUUGUCAUUCAACGUGUGCCCUACACCGAGAUUGAUUGGAAGGCCUACAUGCAGGAAUGUGAAGGCUUUCUGAAUGGCACAACCAAUUAUUCGCUGCUGCGAGGUGACACCGGUCCGUUGGUAUACCCGGCUGCAUUUGUUUACAUUUACUCGGGACUGUACUAUUUAACCGGCCAGGGUACGAAUGUGCGCCUGGCCCAAUACAUAUUCGCCUGCAUCUACUUGCUCCAAAUGUGCCUUGUAUUGCGCCUCUAUACGAAGAGCCGCAAGGUGCCGCCCUAUGUGCUGGUGCUGAGCGCCUUUACAUCCUACCGCAUCCACUCGAUAUAUGUGCUCCGGCUGUUCAAUGAUCCUGUGGCCAUUCUACUGCUAUAUGCUGCGCUAAAUCUGUUUCUGGAUCAGCGUUGGACGCUGGGAAGUAUUUGCUAUAGCCUCGCUGUUGGUGUCAAAAUGAACAUUUUACUGUUUGCUCCCGCGUUGCUGCUGUUCUAUUUGGCUAAUCUGGGCGUGCUCAGGACUCUGGUGCAGCUCACCAUUUGCGCAGUAAUACAGCUGCUAAUUGGCGCGCCCUUUCUGCGUACCCAUCCUAUGGAAUAUCUGCGCGGCAGCUUCGACCUGGGUCGCAUCUUUGAGCAUAAGUGGACUGUCAACUAUAGAUUCCUAAGCAAGGAAUUCUUCGAGCAGCGUGAGUUUCAUUUGGUCCUGCUGGCGCUGCAUCUGCUGCUGCUCUUAUGCUUCGCCAAGCCCACCUGGACGUUCUUCAGAAGCUACCUGAGACUACGCGAGGUGCAGCAACAGAUAGUGCCACAAAUACUACACAAGAAUCGCGAGCAGCAGAACCAAGCAAAGAUUCAGGCGAAGAAGUCCAAGCAAUUGGUAGAGCAGCAGCAGGAGGAGGAGGACGAGCAACUUAGUGCCGAGCAAAAGUCCUUUCUCAAGGCAUUCGAGAGGAGUCUGCAACAAAGCACGGGUCAGAAAUCUUCAGAACCACAUUUGAACCAAAAGCAAGAACAAUACGACAUUUAUUUUGAGCCAUGCACGCAGCUGGCGCUGCUGCCCUUCUUCCUGUGCAACUUCAUUGGUGUCGCCUGCGCCCGGUCGCUGCAUUAUCAGUUCUACAUUUGGUACUUCCACUCGCUCCCGUAUUUGGUAUGGUCCACGCCGUAUUCGCUCGGCGUGCGCUAUUUAAUUCUGGGCAUUAUCGAGUACUGCUGGAACACCUAUCCCAGCACAAUGGAAUCCAGCAUAGCUCUUCACCUGUGUCAUCUAGUUCUGAUUGUGGGCGUGGCACGCCACGUCUACCGCAUCCUGAGGCUCAACGCUGCGGUAAAGCAACAGCAGCGGCAGGAACAACCCAUUUUACAAAAUGGUCAGCCAAAGACAUCCAAAAAAUCGCAAUGAUCAAUAACAUUUGUAUAUGUUUAAAAAAAAGAACCUUGGAAAGAAAAUAACGCCUUAAACAUUUAUGUAACUUUUUUUUGGAGAAAAACUAACUCUGAGAAAUAUAAACGUCAAAGUUGAGUCAGCCUCACUCGAUUUAAUAAACAGGUUAUAAAACUAGAGAAUACCUUCUAAAAA
Drosophila novamexicana is the source of this 1946-nucleotide messenger RNA. It is a transcript of the gene Alg3, whose product is annotated as lethal(2)neighbour of Tid protein. The record is from RefSeq and is a predicted model, not a curated record. The transcript is spliced from 3 exons. Gene Ontology annotation, cellular component: endoplasmic reticulum. Lineage: Eukaryota; Metazoa; Arthropoda; Insecta; Diptera; Drosophilidae. Gene Ontology annotation, molecular function: dol-P-Man:Man(5)GlcNAc(2)-PP-Dol alpha-1,3-mannosyltransferase activity. The coding region runs from base 189 to 1769 and encodes 526 amino acids.